CUCUGCUGAGCACUGCAUGACUGAGGAAGAAGGGGGAGAGCUAGAGGGGGUUACAAUACACUGUAGGGCAGUGAUUCUGCUCUUUUUCCAGUGUUUGGCUCAGAGAUGCUGUUCUGGGAAAGUUUAGAAGGGACUUGGUGGGUUUAGUUCUAAUGGGGAAGUGGGGGCCUGGCCAGGGUGGUAAUGAAUUAACUGGGUUUCUUCCCAGCAUGGCAGCGUCAUAGAAUCAUCUGUCUGCAGGGAGAGAGCCUGGGGGGAAUCGAGGCGUGACAUGGACUCCAGCCCCUUAUGAAACCUCCCCAAUCUUCCUGCUCCGCUGACAGGCUGAGAAAUCGCUUCCACGUUUCGCUCCAGAUCGUCCCGUCUUCCAGGAGACAGGGCAGGGAAAUGGCUGUGCUGCAGCCAGCUCAGAUGCCGGUGACCUUCGAGGAUGUGGCUGUGUAUUUCACCCAGGGGCAGGGGGCUCUGCUGGACCCUGCUCAGAGAGCCCUCUACAGGAAUGUCAUGUGGGAGAUCUAUGAAACGGUGACCUCGUUGGGAUUCCCCAUUCCCAAACCUGACCUGAUCACUCAGCUAGAACAAGGGAAAGAGCCAUGGGUGCCCGAUCUUCAGGCCUGUGAGAAAAGAGAGAUCCCGAGAGGCGCCCAAACAGCAGGUUACGAGACAGUGAGUGAAAAAAAGGAUGGGAAUCAACAGCAGGAAGUUUCUGGGCAUAGGGAACCACAGGGGACCUUUGUGGGAAGAGCUGAAGGGAAUUUUUCCCAGUGCUCGGAACAGGGAGAAGCCUGGGAAAAUUGGCAGAGGUCAAAGAGUCUGCUGGGAAACCACUCAAGGGAGCAAAAGGAUGAAUUUGUUAUAUAUGGGGAAGGACACAGGAAUCCCACAGGCCGGCAGACAACCCCCAAGGAAGAGAAAUGCUAUGAAUAUCUUGGUUCUGUUACGCUUCAGGCAAUAAAUACUGGAGAGAAAACACUUCGAUGGUUGGACUGUGGGGAACACUUCAAUAAGUGCUCAGAUCUUGCUAACCAUGGGAGAAGCCAUGAGGGAGAGAGACCCUCUCAGUACCUUGAGGGCAGGAAUUGUUUGAAUUGGAAGUCAGCGCUGAUUACACAUCAGAAAAUCCACACAAGGGACAGACCACAUAAGUGCUUAGACUGUGGAAAAAGUUUCACAUGGAGAUCAGCCCUUGUUAGACAUCAGGCAAUCCACACCGGAGAGAGACCCCAUAAGUGCUUGGACUGUGGGAAAAGUUUCAUACAGAGGUCAAACCUUGUUAAUCAUCAGGCAAUCCACACCGGAGAGAGACCCCAUAAGUGCUUAGACUGUGGGAAAAGUUUCAUACAGAGGUCAGCCCUUUUUAAACAUCAGGCAAUUCACACUGGAGAGAGACCCCAUAAGUGCUUGGACUGUGGGAAAAGUUUCAUACAGAGGUCAGCCCUUUUUAAACAUCAGGCAAUUCACACUGGAGAGAGACCCCAUAAGUGCUUGGACUGUGGGAAAAGUUUCAUACAGAGGUCAGGCCUUGUUAGACAUCAGGCAAUCCACCCCAGAGAGAGACCCCAUAAGUCCUUGGAUGGUGGGGAAACUUUCAUACGGAGGUCAGCCUUUGUUAAACAUCAGGCAAUCCACACAGGAGAGAGACCUCACAAGUGCUUAGACUGUGGGAGAAGUUUCAUACAGAAGUCAGGCCUUCUAAUACAUCAGGCGAUCCACACUGGAGAGAGACCCCAUAAGUGCUUGGACUGUGGGAAAAGUUUCAAACGGAGGUCAGUCCUUGUUAGACAUCAGGCAAUCCACCCCAGAGAGAGACCCCAUAAGUGCUUGGACUGUGGGAAAAAUUUCAAACGGAGGUCUGCCCUUGUUAGACAUCUGGCAAUCCACACCGAAGAGGGACCCCAUAAAUGCUUGGACUGUGGGAAAAGUUUCAUACGGAGGUCAAACCUUGUUAAUCAUCAGGCAAUCCACACAGGAGAGAGACCCCACAAGUGCUUGGACUGUGGGAAAAGUUUCAUACAGAAGUCAGGCCUUCUAAUACAUCAGGCAGUCCACACCGGAGAGAGACCGCACAAGUGCCUAGACUGUGAGAAAAGUUUCUUAUAUAGGUCAGCCCUUGUUAAUCAUCAGAGAAUCCACACAAGAGAGAGACCCCACAAGUGCUUGGACUGUGGGAAAAGUUUCAUACAGAGGUCAGCCCUUGCUAAUCAUCGGGCAAUCCACACAGGAGAGACACCCCAUAAAUGCUUGGACUGUGGGAAAAGUUUCAUAUUGAAGUCAUCCCUUGUGAAACAUCAAACAGUCCACACCGGAGAGAGACCACACAAGUGCUUAGACUGUGGAAAAAAUUUCCUAUAUAGGUCAGCCCUUGUUAAUCAUCAGGCAAUUCACACAGGAGAGAGACCCCAUAAGUGCUUGGACUGUGGGAAAAGUUUUAUACAGAGGUCAGACCUUGUUAAACAUCAGACAAUCCACACAGGAGAGACACCCCAUAAGUGCUUGGACUGUGGGAAAAGUUUCAGACAAAGGCCAAACCUUCUUAAUCAUCAGGCAAUCCACACAGGAGAGAACCCCCAUAAGUGCUUGGACUGUGGGAAAAGUUUCAUAUGGAAGUCAGCCCUGGUUACACAUCAGAGAAUUCACACAGGAGAGAGACCCCAUAAGUGCUUGGACUGUGGGAAAAGUUUCAUACAGAGGUCACACCUUCAUAAACAUCAGAGAAUACACACUGGAGAGAGACCCCAUAAGUGCUUAGACUGUGGAAGAAGUUUCCUACAGAGAUCACAACUUCUUAUGCAUCAGGCAAUCGACAAUGGAGAGGGACAUAAGUGCUUAGACUGUGGGAAAAGUUUUAUAUGGAAAUCAGCCCUGGUUACACAUCAGAGAAUCCACACAGGAGAGAGACCCCAUAAGUGCUUGGAUUGUGGGAAAAGUUUCAUACAGAGGUCCGACCUUGUUAAACAUCAGGCAAUCCACACGGGAGAGUGACCCCACAAGUGCUUGGACUGUGGGAAAAGUUUCAUAUGGAGGUCAGUCCUUGUUAAACCUCAAGCAAUCCAUAGAAGAGGGAGACCAUAAGACUCUGGGAAAGGUUUCAGAAACAGAUCAGCCCUUCUAAACAUCAGGCAAUCCACGCACAAGAGAGACCCCCCCGUAAGUGCAUAAACUAUGGAAAAAUGUUUCAAAUAGAUGUCAUCCCUUGUUUUACAUCAGAGAAUCCACACAGAGAAGUGACCCCAUAACUGUUUAGCCUGUGAAAGAUGUUUUAAAUGGAGGUCAAAAUUUAUUCCAAAUCAGGCAAUACACACAGGAGAGUGACCCCAUAACUGGUUGGACCAUGUGAAAAGUUUCACAGAAAGAUCAAAUCUUAUAACACUCAGAGGAUCCACACAGGUGAGAGAUCCCAUCAGAGCUCAGACUGGAAAAAGUCUCCUACAUAGAUCAUACUUUUUUAAAAAUCAGCUAAUCCACACGGGAGAGAUCUCAUAAGUGCUUAGGCUGUGGGGAAAGUUUUAUAUGGAGCUCAGGCCAUGUUUUACAUCAGAGAAUCCACACAGGAGACACCAUAAAUGCUCAGACUAUGGAGAAUGUUUCAUACCAUGGUCAAGUGCUUGGACCGUGGGAAAGGUUUUAGAAACACUUCAGACCUACUGAACAUCAGCCAAUCCACACAGGAGAGAGAUCCCAUAACUGUUUAGACUGCAGAAAAAGUUUCAUAUGGAGGUCAGACCUUGCUAAAAAUCAGGCAGUCCACACCGAAGAGAGACCCCAUAAGUGCUUAGACUGUAGGAAACAUAGCAGAAACUGAUCAGUCUUUGUUUUACAUCAGGGAAUCCACAAGACGCCGUAAGUGCUUGGACUGUGGCAAAAGUUGUACACAGAGAUCACACCUCAUUAAACAUUGGAGAAUUCACACACGAUCUAAACUUCUGUGACACGUGGCCCGAAAGAGUUAAGAACCUUGCAGGCUAAUUGACCAGCUUCAACUUUUAGAAACUGGUUACACAUCAGAGAAUUCACACAGGAGAGAGACCCCAUAAGUGCUUGGACUGUGGGAAAAGUUUGUAAAUGGUAUCUGGGGCCAUUCCAAGAAAUAGAGAUUAGAACUUUGAAAUGUAAACUGGUGUUUUUAAAAAAAUUGGAAGAAGUUGAUUAAUUGCAGUUAACUCGCGUGAUUAAAUCAAAAAAAUUCAUUGUGGUUAGAAAAAUUAAUCUCGAUGAAUCACAUUGUUAAACAGUAGAAUACAAAUAGAAAUUUGUUAAAUGUUUUUGGAUGUUUUUCUACGUUUUCAGAUAUAUUGAUUUCUAUCACAACAAAGAAGAGAAAGUGUA
Trachemys scripta elegans is the source of this 4326-nucleotide messenger RNA. Its product is annotated as zinc finger protein 585B-like. The record is from RefSeq and is a predicted model, not a curated record. NCBI's taxonomy places the organism in Eukaryota, Metazoa, Chordata, Testudines, Emydidae. Gene Ontology annotation, biological process: regulation of transcription by RNA polymerase II. The coding region runs from base 289 to 2982 and encodes 897 amino acids. Gene Ontology annotation, molecular function: DNA-binding transcription factor activity; RNA polymerase II cis-regulatory region sequence-specific DNA binding. The transcript is spliced from 4 exons.